AUGACUACAGAAAACCCAACUCAAGAAGUUCAAGAUUCAGAUAAUAAUGAUCACCUCAUUAUUUCGCAAGAUCCCCAACAUCCCGCAAAUUUAAUCCCAGAAUUAUGUGCAAAAUUUUGGCAUUUAGGAUGGGUAACAGGUACAGGAGGAGGGGCCAGUAUCCGCAACGAUAAUCUAGUCUACCUUGCGCCCUCCGGAGUGCAAAAAGAGCUCAUGAAAUCCGAACACAUCUACGUCCUCGACAUAACCCAGCAAACCGACCCCAAACAGCGCAUCUACCUCCGCUCACCCCCCAACCUCAACCCCUCCCAAUGCACCCCCCUUUUCAUGGCCGCCUUCACCAAGCGUAACGCCGGCUGUUGCAUCCACACGCAUUCGCUAUGGGCGGUACUCAUUACGCUACUCCUCGAAUCCGCCCCUUACACCAAUACUAGCAUGUUUGAAAUCAACAACAUUGAGCAAAUAAAAGCGUUUGGAAAGGGCUUUGCUAAAGCGGGAAACUUGGGCUAUCAUGAUACGUUACGCAUUCCGGUUAUAGAAAAUACACCGCGUGAAGAAGAUUUGACCGAAUAUUUGGAGGAGGCGAUGGAGAAAUAUCCGGAUACGUAUGCGGUAUUGGUAAGAAGACAUGGGGUUUAUGUUUGGGGGGAGACGGUGCAUAAGGCGAAGACUCAGUGUGAGAGUUUGGAUUACCUAUUUCAAAUUGCUGUUGAGAUGAAGAAAUUGGGACUGCCCUGGUUGAGUGAUGUUAAACCAAUUGCUUGA
Sclerotinia borealis F-4128 is the source of this 765-nucleotide messenger RNA. NCBI's taxonomy places the organism in Eukaryota, Fungi, Ascomycota, Leotiomycetes, Helotiales, Sclerotiniaceae. The record is from the annotation of a GenBank genome assembly.